CCACCGUCAAUUUUGUCGUUGUCAUUUUCGUAGACGUGUUCGUACUCGUCAUCGUCGCCGUCUUCAUUCAUUUCAUUUUCGCCGUUAAUCAUUGUACUUUUGACUGUCACCGAAAACGGCGGGUAGUUUGCAACAACACGACAACAAACCACGGUCAGUACAAUUGACCGAUAGAGGAAUACAACCGCAACAACAACAACCACCAUUUACGCUAUACGGUUCCAUAUCUACGCAACAUACCUACCUAGUUAGCACAUACACACGUCAAGUAAAUAGACACAUGCAAAAUUUGUAAGUGUGUGUGUGGAAAUAAAUCCUUUCGCCGUUCAAAUUCAAUAUUCGCUUACAAUACUCGCGAUAGUUUGUCGCCGAGCGCGAAGUCUGUAGGUUCGCUGUCACUACUUGAACAAAACACAGUCACAUCCUUUUCGCACUCGAACGAGUCAACACAGAGUGUCGCAGCAGCGGAUUUAAAUUUGAACAAACAAGCAAUUUUACAAACAACAAUUAAAUUUAUGACGACUAAAUUAAACGCAAAUCAAUUGUCAACAAUAAUAUAAAGUGCCAAAAAUAAUUAAAUAUCAAUCCAGUGCAAUUAAAGUGAAUUAUAUACGUACAUAUAUAUAUAUAUAUAUAAAACUGUCACAUAUUUGAUCAGUGAUGACAUUAAGUUCAAAACAAAGAAAAUAUUAGUGCUUCCAAUAAAAAUACAUUUUAAAAUUAUUAAAUGCACGAUUCCUCUCAUGCGCUCCCCUUUCUCAUUAUUUGUGAAAUAUAAAAUGAACAAAAUUAAAAAUACAACUCAUUUAAAUUAAUUAUUAUCAUUAACAUUGACAUAAAAUUUAAAUUUUUGGUAAUUAAAAAGACAUGUCGCCAAUCUAAAAAAGAAAAACUCCAAAAGAACAAAAACAUUUUCUUGGUGACAGCUUAUAGACAACACCUAAUGUUCCUGAUUUCAGUGCACGUCCACCAAAAAGCUGCAUUAAAACAACAACAAUUCUGUAUAAUUAAAUAAAAUUGUUUUAAGCCGAAUCUUUUCAUUAAAAACAUAAUUGAAAAUACAGCUGACUUUAUUCAUUUCGUUUCUCCUGUUUAUUUAGUCAUCUAAACCCAAAAAUAAUAAUAAUUAUAACAAAAUAAAGAAGUAAAUAUAUGUGUACAAACAUAAAAAUAAACAUUUCCGUUGACUUAAACAUUUGAACAUUUUCGUGUGUGUUGUGUUUAUAUCAACAUAUAUUACAUUAAUUAAAUUUAAUUGACAUACAACCAUUUAUAAGUUAGCGAACAUCGUCAACAGAUUUAAAUAAUUUUUCAAGGAAUUCGUUAAAUUAAAGAAUUCAAACUGUUUGACAACGGUCUGAGGUUGGAUAUUUCCAGCUACCCCCAUAUGAACAUCCGCAUGAGCACGAAGGGCAAGCGUCCUUUAAGGAGCUUGACUCCAAGCGACAAAGUCCAUGCUAUUCAGCGCAUACAUGAUGGCGAAUCAAAGGCUUCAGUGGCACGUGAUAUUGGAGUCCCUGAAUCAACAUUACGUGGCUGGUGUAAAAAUGAAGAUAAAUUAAGAUUUAUGUCUCGGCAGGCAGCAGCUGAGAAAAUGGGUGGUGAGCCUUUAGCAGAUAAAUUAGAUGGUAACACGAAUCUGUUAGGUGGACCUCCCGAAAAAAGACAGCGCAUGGACAACUCGAUGCCAUUGAAUUUUUCGAAUAAAAUGAAAUUUGAUGAAUUAACAACAUUCAAGAGAGCUCCACUUACUGGGCUAGAUUUUGGGGGUAAUAAAUCUUUAAGUGAUAUUGGAACUUUCAAUGGAUUGGCUCCCGAUUAUGGGGCUUUCAAUGGUACAGCAAAGAACAAAGUAUUUGGGGCAGAUAUUCCACGGCCCGUCGAUCCCUCUAUUGCUGCUAUAAGUCCAUUAUCAAGCCUUUCACAUCUUUCAGGGCUCACGGGACUUUCUCAAUCGCCCUUAGCUAUAAGUUUUAACGAGCUUACAUCAAACUUAAACUUAUUGGCUCAACUUAAUCCCGGCUUGGCAGCCAUGUCUGGUCUUAAUGGUUUAGCAAAUACUGGAAAUAACUUACGGGCAAAUACCAUGAAACCAAAACCACAAAUACAAAGUCCUCGCAGUGAGACUACGGAAAGACAAACGGGUCUUACAGUAAAGAAUUGGGCCAAGCAAAAACCAUCGACACCAACAUCCAGCGAUUCUCCAUCAUUUGGUAUUAAUUUAAGCCAAAGUGAUAAUACAAAGGGUCAAUUGAAAAGUCCAGGUACUUCUCUUAUGCCUCCACAAUUGGGUGGAAAUUUGCCUCCUCUUCCAACAAUGCCCGAAGAUCCAUUACUGUAUUGGCUUAAAUCGCAACAGGCCAUGCUAGGUUUGAAUAAUAUUUACCCACCACCUCCACCUAUCGGUGCAACAAGUCCACCAAUUAGAUCAUCAACUCCUCAGCAACAAAGUUUGCAUGCUAGUACACCUCCUAUAAUUCCCACACCCUUAACUCCAUCUUCAACUCCAUCUGGUAGCCUGGAUGAUAAAAACUCUGCAUGGUUCAAUUGGUGCAAAGCGUUUGGGGCAAGUCUUAACUCCUUGGCUCCUGCUGCCGCUGCAGUAGCUCUACAUGGUAAUCCAUUGCAUCAGCCACCAACUUCUGUUAAUGUCGAAUCGUCCAACACAGUUGAUGGGCCACUUGUUGGAAAAACUGGAUUCGAAAAUAUUUUGUAUUCACAACUUACCAAAGACUCGGCUCCUAGUCCUUCGGUACAAAGUUCCUCAUCAGUUGAGCAAAUACAUACCGAAGCACCAAACAAUAUUGAUAUGUCAAAUAAACCAGAAGACCUCUCCGCUAGAAGCGCUAAAGCCAGAAGUUCACCACUCAGCCCUCUGCCAACACCAGCACAAAGCCCUGAACGCAACGUUGACCAAACAGUCUCAAACCACAACAGUCCAGCACCUAGUCCAAUACCUGUAGGUUGCGAGGCAGAUUUUCAGCAGUCAGAAGCAAAACCUGACACAAGAAACAGUGUAGCCGAUUGUAGAGAUGUUCUCGACAACCUCCUAUACAAAAUUAACAAUAAUAAUAUUGAAAACAGUAAUCGUCAAGUUUCUUCAGCAGUUAGUGAGUCGGAUGCCAGCUAUUCAAGUGAUCAUAACAAUACAGAUGACUGUCCCCAAAAUAACAACAAUAACUCAAAUAAAACAGACGAAGAAGAGCGUGCAAAGUGCGCCGCAUUAUAUGAAGACGCAGAAGUGGAUGCCGAUUACAUAGAAGCUAUUACACAUGGCGAGAAAUUUUUACAGUGGCUCGAAAACUGCAGUAAUCCUCGAGUAACCGCUGUUCAAUUAAUGCAGCUGCGAUUUCUUAUCUCAUCGGUCAAAACAGUUCUCGAUCCAAAACCAACCAUAAAGGAAUCCACAAGCACAUCAAAUUUAUCAAUUGCUAUCGAAAUAGAUGACUCUUCUGAAGAAAGUAAUCGCUCAAAGAUGCGUCGUCGCAAAUAGGAACAACCAAAAUUGGCUGCAUUUGAGCCAGAGCCAUGCACCAGUAAAGAAGUAGUAAUAAUCGAUGCCGAUGAAUAUCAAAUGGAAAAUUCUUUCGCUCCAGCUGUAUAUCAAUCAUCAGCCACUCUACUAAAUUCCUUAUUUUUUCCACCUUAUGAAAUCGUUCGUUCAGACGAUUCAGACGAUAACAACAACAGUACCAACAAUAUUACUGAAUACAUUAGCGACCACGAUAUCAACGCUGAAAGUAAUAGUUCCAUUUAUUCGGAAAAAGAAACUCAUGUCGUUCCGAACACUUUCCAUGAAUAAAUGCGUAUAAAUAUUAUUAAAUGAGCUUCUCAAAUAUCGAAUAGAAAUUUUAACUAAAAUACACAUGAAUGUAACAAGUAAAACUAAAUUAAUUUAAU
This is a messenger RNA of Lucilia sericata (common green bottle fly), 3900 nucleotides long. It is a transcript of the gene dan, whose product is annotated as protein distal antenna. The transcript has 2 exons. Lineage: Eukaryota; Metazoa; Arthropoda; Insecta; Diptera; Calliphoridae. The record is from RefSeq and is a predicted model, not a curated record. The coding region runs from base 1388 to 3493 and encodes 701 amino acids. Gene Ontology annotation, molecular function: DNA binding.